Molecule: messenger RNA, 4074 nt
Organism: Raphanus sativus (radish)
Lineage: Eukaryota; Viridiplantae; Streptophyta; Magnoliopsida; Brassicales; Brassicaceae
Biological process (GO): DNA repair; telomere maintenance
Molecular function (GO): DNA helicase activity
Source: RefSeq, a predicted model, not a curated record
AUGGCAGUGACAACCGUGAAGAAAUCCAUAUCUGAAAUUAUUGAAUCAAAUUCGUCUGGAAAGUUUAUGGUUGUUGCUAAAAUCGAGGCCAUUGAUUUGGAUAAUUCAUGGUACUACACGGCCUGCAAAGUUUGCACAAGAAAAAUGGAUAGACAAUUAAAUGGUAUUGAGGGAGAGAAUCAAAAUAUUCACCAGAACCCUCAAUACAAUUGCAAAAGAUGUAGAAAUGAUUUUGAUAAUGGUAUUAACUGCGAUGAAUCAAAUGUUGAAGCCAAGUUUGUGCUUUUCAACAAUAUCGCGGAGAAGCUAAUUAGAAGACCUACGUUUCAGUUGGUCGAAGAGGCUCCUCAGCCAUCGGAGCCUAAACCUGGAUUAACACAGCAAGCUAGAUCUGCGAGAAAGGAAAUACUGAAUAACAAAAGAACAAUAGGCCUUACUACCACAAAUAGAGCAAGGCCAGGUUCGAACAUUACAGGACCAUCGAGUUCUGGUCUUCCACCAUUGUUUGAAACAGAUUCAAAUCCUGAAGCUACUCAGUGUCCAAACCAAAACAAAACAAAUGAAUUCAUUCCUCCACCAAGGUUCAUCGUACAGGACCAUCCUGAAGCUUAUAAUAAUCGAUAUAAAAUGGAGAGUGAGUCUGAAAAUGAAGAUGAAUAUGACGACAAUCAGACUUACAGUGGCUAUCCUGGUGGAGAGUCUUUGAUAAACCCAUCACCACAACAUAUCCCACAACAAGAAAAUCAUACCGUUACUUCAUCUAUUACUAUCAGGUCUGACGGAGCUAGCUCUAAGAAACUAAGAGAACCACUUGUUCUUCUUCUGCAGAAUAUGUUAGAUCAGUAUAAUCCUCAUGUUAAGGCUUUUAGGUCUGCAAGAGAUAGGUUCGACGUGGAAGGAUCAACAGGUUAUAGGAUGAGGUUGAUUGAAAGUCGGCAAUCUGAUGGACGGACCCAUAAUCUGCCCACUGCAAAUGAAGUUGCUGCUUUGAUACCUGGAGAUUUUGUUUUAAAUAUGGAUCCCCGAGAUAUUGUUCUAGAGAGUACAAGUGGAAAGUUGCAAAGGAUAAGUGAAUUACAUCCGGCGUAUUUGCCUCUGCAGUAUCCACUAUUGUUUCCAUAUGGAGAGGAUGGUUUUCGAUUAAAUAUUCCAAUUGGUUUUGAAGACACGGCUGGGAGAGAACGUAAAAAUGUAACUAUGCGUGAAUACUUUGCAUUUCGCAUUUUAGAGAAGAAGGGGGAAGCACCCACGAUUACGAGAUCAGGAAGAUUGUUUCAUCAGUUCCUUGUGAACGCCUACACAAUGAUAGAAUCGAGUAGACUGCGUUACUUAUGGCUGAAUCAGAAAAAACUCCGGUCAGUUAGUUAUGAUGCAAUCCAGAAAGCAGCUGCAAAAGGCGGAGCUAAGAUGGCUGAGCAAGGGAGCCGAAUUUUCAUCCCAGCAACUUUCACCGGAGGAAAACGUUAUAUGAAGCAACAUUACUACGAUGCCAUGGCUCUGUGCAAGUACUAUGGAUUUCCAGAUCUUUUCAUCACUUUUACGUGCAAUCCAAAAUUGCCUGAAGUUACAAGGUAUCUGAAAAAAUAUAACCUUACCACCGAAGACAGGCCUGAAAUAUUGUGUAGAGUUUUCAAGAUGAAACUUGAUAAUCUUAUUGAGUUUUUGACAAAAAAGGACGGCUCCUUAUUUGGCCCAGUUUCUGCAGUAAUGUACACGAUUGAGUUUCAGAAAAGAGGAAUGCCACACGUUCAUAUUCUCGUCUUCAUGCAAAAUGGAGCCAAAUUUCCAACAGCUGAUCAUAUAGACACUAUUAUAUCGGCUGAGAUACCUGACAAGACGGUAGAUCCAGACCUGUAUGCAAUCGUUGGGGAUUGUAUGAUGCAUGGUCCUUGCGGUCCAGCAAAGAAGGAUAAUGUAUGUAUGGUUAACAGUAAAUGUUCUAAGAUGUUUCCGAAACGACUGAACAUCAGGACAUCGAUUGACGCAAAUGGAUUUCCAGCUUACAUGCGUCGUAUUGAUGGUAGGUUCAUUGAGAAAAAUGGAAUCAGAUUAGACAAUGGAUAUGUUGUACCUUACAAUAGAAACCUCAUGCUUCGAUAUCACGCGCAUAUGAAUGUCGAGUGGUGCAUCCAAACGCGUGCUGUUAAGUAUCUUUUCAAAUAUAUCCAUAAGGGACCUGAUUAUGCUUCAGCUGCAAUGGAUAAAGAAGAUGAAGAUGGCGUCAUCGACGAAAUCAAAACAUAUUACGACUGCAUAGGGCCGAAAUCGUACGAGGAUAUAAGAACAGUUGAUGGUGUUGUAUAUUCUACAUACGAAGAUGCUUGCUAUGCUUUGGGUUUGAUGGAUGAUGACAAGGAAUACAUAGAAGCAAUCAAAGAUUGUAGUGAUAAUAGUUCUGGCACGUAUGCGAGGAAGCUUUUUUCGAGAAUGUUGGUAUCCAAAACAUUAUCUCAGCCUCAUGUUGUGUGGGAAGCUACUUGGGAGUAUCUAACCGACGAUAUUCUCUACAAGAAACGACGACAAACUGGAAAUCCCGAGUUGAACUUGACCAUAGAUCAGAUCAAAAACAUUGCUCUAACCGAGAUCCAAAAUCAUUUGCUUAGCAAUGGUCGUAGCCUCCAGAAAUGGCUCCUAAUGCCAAAGCCAGAUGAUUUUGGUUGUUACAACGGCAAUCGCCUUAUAGAUGAUGAGCUUAAGUAUGUUGUGGAAGAUCAGCUAAAAGAAAAUGAAAGACUUAUGGCGAUGAUAACAGAUGAGCAAAGAGGGGUUUACAACAAGAUUUUGGAUGCAGUUUUAAAUGAUAGCGGUGGAGUGUUCUUUCUUUAUGGUUAUGGAGGCACAGGUAAAACCUUCGUAUAUAGAGUACUCUCAUCAGCAAUCCGAUCUAGACGUAUGAUUGUUCUAAAUACCGCAUCCAGUGGAAUUGCUGCAUUAUUGUUGGAAGGAGGUAAAACCGCACAUUCCAGGUUUGGUAUUCCGAUAGAUGCCGACGAGUUUACUACUUACAAGAAAAUUGACCCAGGAUCAGAUCGUGCAGAAUUAGUUAUAGCAGCAAAGCUCAUUGUAUGGGAUGAGGCGCCUAUGAUGAGCAGACACUGUUUCGAGACUUUGGAUCGUUCUAUGCGUGAUAUUAUAAGAUCUUCUGAAGACAAACCUUUUGGAGGUAAAGUAGUUGUUUUCGGUGGAGAUUUCAGACAGAUUUUACCGGUUAUACCUGGAGAUGGUAGAGCAGAGACUGUUUUGCAAGCUCUGAAUUCGUCAUAUCUUUGGGAGCACUGCAAAGUUUUGAAGCUAACAAAAAACAUGAGAUUGCUCGCUGGUCUUACUGAUGAUGCAGCAAAAGACCUUCAAUCCUUCUCAAAAUGGAUUUUGGAUGUUGGAGAUGGAAAAAUAAAUUUGCCAAACGACGGUCAAGUUGACAUUGACAUCCCUUCUGAUCUGUUGAUCAAAAAUAUUGGAGAAGAUCCUAUUCAGACUAUUGCAAAGGAGUUGCUAGGUGAAUACAAGGUUUACCUUAGCUCUAACAGUAUAAUCCCAUCCGAUGUUGAUGUAGAAGAAAAUGUUACCUAUCCAACAGAGUUUUUGAACAGUGUUAGAGUGGCAGGAAUGCCUAGACAUAAUUUGAAGCUGAAGGUUGGUGCUCCUAUUAUGUGUCUCCGUAACUUGGAUUUGGUAGAUGGCUUAUUCAAUGGUACUAGGCUAAUUUUUACUCAGUUUCUCCCCCAUGUUAUAGAAGGUAGAAUUAUAACUGGAAACAGUACUGCUGGAGACAAAGUCUGGAUUCCUAGAAUGUAUGUCAGUCCACCUGACACAAAAUUUCCCUUCAGAAUGCGUCGAAUACAGUUUCCCGUUACACUGGCUUUCGCGAUGACCAUCAACAAAAGUCAAGGUCAAACACUAGAAAGUGUUGGUUUGUUUUUGCCUAGGCCAGUGUUCUCUCAUGGUCAGCUCUACGUUGCACUUUCAAGAGUUAAGUCGAGAUGGAUUAAAAUCCUAAUAACUGGUAAAGAAAGGAAGGUCGAGACAAAAACAUUGAAUGUUGUCUACAAACAAGUUUUUCAAAAUAUUCCGUAG